CCACCCAAUGACAUGUAAGUGCGCCAUGCGUAUGUUGUUUCGUUCGCAGGUCCAGCAUACUAUGGAGAUGAAAGUGAUUUUCGCAGCGUCUUUGCUAGGAAUAUUAUAUCACGGCGCAGUGCAGAAGAGCAGCUAGUGUUGCCAGAGGGAGAGGAACACAGUAUUCUCUGUACAGCACCCAAUGAAGAAACUAUCUGAUCACCUGGGUAGCUAACGUAGGACCAGUUGGAGAUGGAUUUGUUGUGGGGGAAGAAGAGAUAUUUGAUGAUGAACGAAAGGAAAAAGAAUCACAUUUACAGCAACAGACGACAUCAACAGUACCAGUUUGAAAUGUGUUGUUUCUGAUACCUUUUGAAGCCAGCAACUCCUUUGAGCCUAUACAGCUCACAAUCAUUAUUCAAGGUCUUCUGUCAGCUCCUGAUGUGGAGUACACAAAGGGAGACAGGUCCAUACUGUUCAGCUGGAGUCCUCCGUUCUCUCACAACAUCACUGAUGUGGAGCCAGACAUCUCCCACUAUCUAGUGACCAUUAUCAACAUGGAGGACCAUCACUCUGUGCUCACUGUCAACACAACAGACACUGAGUACCUCCUCCAGUCACAAGACUGCCAGCUAUCUGACUACCAAGUGGAGAUAGCAGCAGUCAAUGUUGUUGGUGUGGGAGACAAGUAUACCAGUCCUCCACUGACUCUGGAUGGUAUGUACUUGAUUUUUCAGACGAAUUUUUCUUUUAAUCUUGGUGAAAACCCAGUAAUCAGCUUUCAGACCAAGGGUUGUAGAAUAGUUAUAAUCCCAGAGGGAAGAGGUGGAGACUGUGAAUUAAACACAACUGCUACAAGACUGGAGGGAGCUGGAGAUGCCAGAGUGAAUGUCGAGCUACCAGCAGGAGAGUAUUCAGUAGUAGUCUAUGAUGAUGAACAAGUGACUGAAGAGAAUCCAGCUUACACCACCACUCUGUCUAUCCCUGGUGCUACUACACCUGUUGUAGGCUGUGUGUUUGACGUACUAGUGGUUGAACCAACAAGUGACAGUGAAGAGAACAACUUUGGAUUGGUGAUUGGGGUAGUCGUCGCAGUGGCUGUAAUGAGUGUUGCUGCCUUGGUGGGAUCGCUAAUCUUUGCCAUGAUAUACAGUAGAGGUGUGUAUAAUAAUGAUGUUGAGAACAUUCUUUGUUCAGGGGCCAGGAAUCAACAACAGAGACUCCAGCUGCUAGCCAAGACUCGGCAGAGAAACUAUUUGAAGAGAGUUCUCCCAGUGAGGACAGAGAGUUGAAACCCAGUGCUGAGUCUAGCACUGUGUCAGACGACCAAACACACACCACUACUGCGCCUGAUACCCGCAAGGGCAAGUAUAUUCAAGUUCAGCUCAAAACUGAGCAGAAUGUACAAAGUCUACCAUAUACCAAUGAAGAAGUUUUGUAUUCAAUGAUUGUGCCCCAUAAUACUGCACCUUAAAAAGGUCUACACUCACGUACUGUACCAGAGUUUGUAGAUACUUCCAUAAUUGACAUAAGUACAAUAAGUGUGUAGUAUUGCAACGUCGCCACUUUAAUUGUUGCAAUCAGAGAAAUACACUAAUAUAUUAUACUGAUUCAUAAUCAUCAGUGAGCCAAAGUGUGUUUUUUCUAUAUACAAUGUUAUGUGUUAUGUAGAAAGCUACACAAACACUAUCAACCAGCACAGCAUGCAGAAAAUUAUUAUGUGCAUAUUUGGCAAAAAGUAAUAUCGAUAGCAAGUGACGAUGGGAGAUUAUUUUUAUUAUGGAGAUGCUCUGGGGACCACACUGUGUGUGGCUCAAGAUUUCUGAAAUAUUUGCUAUAAUUACGGUGUCGAUACCUUGUUGUAUAUAGCUAUACUACUGUGUUUAUAGUGCACAUUUUUGUGGCAAUUAUGUGUAUUAUAGUCUCUAUGAGGAUUGCAUCACAUGACG
Molecule: messenger RNA, 1928 nt
Organism: Geodia barretti
Lineage: Eukaryota; Metazoa; Porifera; Demospongiae; Tetractinellida; Geodiidae
Source: the annotation of a GenBank genome assembly